This is a messenger RNA of Plasmodium reichenowi, 981 nucleotides long. RefSeq lists its product as hypothetical. Lineage: Eukaryota; Apicomplexa; Aconoidasida; Haemosporida; Plasmodiidae. The record is from RefSeq and is a predicted model, not a curated record. Bases 1 to 981 code for a protein of 326 amino acids. The transcript has a single exon.
AUGGCAACUAUCCUUACUAUGCAAUUUGCUUCAUCAGACGAAGAGGAUGAAGAUUAUUUUGUCGAUGAAGAAAAUGAUAAUGAUGAUGAAGAUGAAGAUGGAGAUGGAGAUGAUGAUAAUAAUGAACAUAAUGAUGAACAUAAUAAUGAACAUAAUGAUGAUGAACAUAAUAAUAACCAUGUGAAGACUAUAAGGAAAAAAAGGAAAGGUCGGUGCAAAGAUAUUAAGAAUAGCAUAAAAAAAUCGAUUAUAAAAGAAAAGAUAGAAAAAACAUAUAAAGAUAUUAAUUUAGAAUAUAAACAAUUAUAUACUCAUGAAUCUAAUAUUAGUAAUGGAGAUUUUUUAUUACAAUUUCAUAAAAAAGAUCCUCAGAUUUGUAAAAAAUAUAAUUCAUUAGAUAAGUUAUAUAAUCAUUUAAAUAAAUAUUGUUCUAUUGAACAUGAUAAUAAAAAUAUAAAAAAUAAUAAUCAACAACAAAAUGAUAAUCAUGUAAAUAAUUAUGAAGAUCAUUAUUCACAACAUUUUAUUUCUAUGAAAGAAUAUAAAAAAAGAUCAAGAAAUAAUCAAUAUGUUAAAGAUAUACAUAAUAAUAAUAAUCUUGUUAAAAGUGCACUCGAUAAUUUCUAUGAUAAUAAUUCUAUACAUGUUGAAAAAAAAUAUAUGUAUGCUGGUAAAAUAUUUACUAUUAAAAAAAAAAUAGAUAAAACAUCUGCAUCUUAUAAAAGAUAUUUAAAAACACAAGAUAAAAUUAAUAUAGGAGGAAACUUUAGUAAUAUUGAUCAACUCAUACAAAAUAUACAAGAAGAAAAACAAAUCAAUACAAUAGAUAAGUCAUCAGAAGACUGGAAACAAUAUAAAUUAAUUAACCUUGUAGAUGAUGAUAAGCUCAAAAAAAAUCAACACUAUUUAGAAAAUAAGUUCUUUGAAGAAAAUGUAGAAAGGAGACUAUACGAAAAUAAAAUUAAAAAAUUACACAAAUGA